This is a messenger RNA of Schistocerca cancellata (South American locust), 918 nucleotides long. RefSeq names its product vascular endothelial growth factor A-A-like. NCBI's taxonomy places the organism in Eukaryota, Metazoa, Arthropoda, Insecta, Orthoptera, Acrididae. Gene Ontology annotation, molecular function: growth factor activity. The transcript is spliced from 6 exons. Gene Ontology annotation, cellular component: membrane. The record is from RefSeq and is a predicted model, not a curated record. The coding region runs from base 64 to 606 and encodes 180 amino acids.
UUUUUUUUGUGAAGUAGAAGCAAGAACUUCAAUCAGAGUGACCAACACAUAUUUACUGAAGCCAUGCAGAGUACUAUCGUCAUUUUUGUUGUCUGUUUUUGGUCUUUGUGCUAUGCACAACAUUGUCCACAGUAUGCUGAAACACCUGAAUUUACAGAUACAGGUGCAGCACACUGUUCUACUAAGACUCAUAUGAAAGACUUAAGUGAUGUUACCAUAAAGAAUAUGUGUGGAAAACCAAAGGAUGUAAUUAUUGAUAUUUUAUCAGAAGAUAAAUCAUACACUUAUUUACCUUCAAAAGUAACUGUGAAAAGAUGUGCUGGACAUUGUAUGUCGGGCAUGACAUGUAUUCCAAGAAAGAAAAAAAUGACACCAAUUGCAGUAAGACGUAACGAACGAAACACUGGUUAUGUAACUUGUGGGUACGUGCAAAUAGAAGAACAUGUCUCCUGCAAAUGUGGUUGUACAGUAAUGCCCGGUGACUGCAAUGACUUACAGGAAUACAGUGCAAGUGACUGUCAGUGUAACUGCAUUAAUGGCAUGAAGCCUGAAGACUGUGUUAAGCCAAAGGACAUGUGGAAUAUGGAUACAUGUGAAUGUGAAUGAAUAAACAAUGAAGAGUCUUUAAACUGACAGCUCUAAGUUUACAGAAAACAUAAGUUUCUUUACCCGACUAAGUUUGUCUGUCUACUCUACAACUUUUUGUUUUAUCUUCUUGUAAAGUAUUGAGUACUUAGUAACAAAGUAAAUAAUAAUCCUUGAGGCAUAAGCUGUGUUAAGCAAUAAAUUAAAACAUAUGUUUUAAAUACUGAGCAUAUUAUGUAGAUUUUAUAUCACAUAACAAACUAUAUUAUUCUGAAUACUUUUAGGUACAAUGGAAAUCAAUUUAAUGAGCGAUUCUAAAGUCAUGAAAUAUAU